This is a messenger RNA of Schistosoma intercalatum, 1731 nucleotides long. NCBI's taxonomy places the organism in Eukaryota, Metazoa, Platyhelminthes, Trematoda, Strigeidida, Schistosomatidae. The record is from the annotation of a GenBank genome assembly.
AUGGAUCAAGAUAUAUCAUAUUCAACCACCGUUGAACUUUCGAUAGCCUGCAGAAAUUUGUGCGACACUGGUGUUUUGUCGAAAUCCGAUCCACUUGUUGUUGUGUUUGAAAAGUCAUUCCCUGAUAAUCAAUGGGUUGAACUAGAUAGGACGGAAAUCAUACAUAACCAUUUAAAUCCUGAUUUCGCUAAGAAGAUUGUCAUGGAAUAUCAUUUUGAGGAGCAACAACGUUUAAAUUUUGUUGUGUAUGAUGUCGAUUGGAAGUCAGAUAAGUUAGAAAAACAUGAUUUUCUUGGCAAUUGUGAGACAACUCUUGGUGAAAUUGCGUCUUCUGGAAAGAUAAGUAAACUCUUAAAAAAUGGUCCUUCGAGUGAUUGUGGGUCAAUUAUUAUUUCUGCAGAGGAAGUUUCUUCUUGUAAAGAUGAAUUGACACUUGACAUUUCUGGGAGGAUGCUAGAUAAAAAAGACAUAUUUGGAUCAUCUGAUCCUUUCCUCGCAUUUUACAGGGUAAAUGAAGACAGAAGUCGAACAGUCGUUUAUAGAACAAAAGUGAUAAGAAACACAUUGAAUCCAAACUGGGAGCAGAUGAUUAUACCAUUAAGGCUUUUAUGUAAUGGAGAUCAUUACAGACCCCUGGUCAUUGCUUGCAUUGACUGGAACAGGAGUGGAAGAGAAAGUUUGAUUGGCGAAAUUACUACAUCUGCUAAUGAAUUGUUAACUAUGUUUAAUAAUGGGAUAUAUUCACUUGAUCUUAUUAAUCCCAACAAAGCUAAAAGGCAUAAACAUUACCAGAAUUCUGGAACUCUGCAUUUGAAUUUGGUCAGGAUCGAAAAAGUAUACAGCUUUCUGGAAUAUGUCCAAGGAGGUACUGAACUAAGCUGCUGUAUUGCAAUAGAUUUUACAGCAAGUAAUGGUAGUCCACAAGUUCCCGGUACAUUACAUUACAGCACAGUUAAUCAACCAUCACAGUAUGCGGUUGCUUUACAAGCUGUAGGAGAAAUAAUCAGUGAUUACGAUAGUGAUAAUCUAUUUCCUUCAUUCGGAUUCGGUGCUUGUAUUCCACCUGAUAAUAAUGUGUCACAUUGCUUUCCCCUGAAUGGACACAUGGAUAAUCCGUACUGUGAGGGUAUUCAAGGUGCAAUGGCUGCUUAUGCCCAUUCAUUGAGAACAGUAAAGUUUCAUGGGCCAACAAAUUUUGCUCCAAUCAUUAACACAGUAGCUAGUAUUGCUCGUCAGUCUGUCGAUGGUUCUCAAUACUCCAUUUUACUGAUUCUCACUGAUGGGAUCAUAUCAGAUUUGCCUCAAACAAAGGCUGCUAUAGUAAAUGCGUCCAGUUUACCUUUAAGUAUCAUUAUUGUUGGCGUCGGUCCUGCGAAUUUCGAUGAAAUGGAAGAACUUGAUGGUGAUGAAGUAAGACUAAGUUCUCGUGGAAAAACGGCGAUUCGUGAUAUUGUUCAGUUUGUUCCUUUUCGCAAUUUCCACCAGUUGAAUAAUGUUCAAGAGAGUAAAAGACGUUUAACUAAAGCUGUUCUCUCAGAAAUCCCAGAUCAAUUGGUAUCUUAUAUGCGAAUGCAAGGAAUUAAACCGUUGAAUACACAAAAUAAUGAUUUUAAGAUAGGAACACAUUCAGAAUUCAGGGAUUCAAGUUGUAAAAUGUAUCAUUCAGAUAAAUUGCCUCACGUUCCACCUUAUCCUACUGAUAUUGCUAAUCCACCUUAUCCAAAUUGUUAA